AACGUGUGGCUUAAACCAGUGCACUCGAUUAAUCCAAAGGACAUAAUUGACUAAAAUACAGGGUGCUUUUCCGCCUCAAUCGUGAACCCUGCUACCAGCGCACACAAACAAGCCCCCGUGAGAUCGUAAUUAGGGUUUAAGAAGAAAGAGUUGAACAACGAGGAAGAAGACAGUGAUUGAAACUGUGUACCAUCGCAAAUCAUGGCCGAACCAGAAAACACCUUUCAAGCUUCACAUAAGAAGAAGAAGCGCGACAAAAAGAGGCUCCGUGAUAUUGUUGAGGAGCAAAACGGAGCAGAAGAAGAAGAUGUGAAUGAUACUCGUAGUAAUGGAGAAUCCUCGAAAAAGAUGAAGAAGGAGAAAGAGGAGGUGGAAGUAGAAAAUGAAGUAGUGGAAGAGAAAAAGGUUAAGGAUAAUAGUGGUUCUGGAAUUAUGAGCACCGAGUCAUUUGCUUCUCUCGGAUUAUCUGUACCUACUUCUAAAGCCAUUACGGAUAUAGGAUUUCAACGCAUGACUCAGAUUCAAGCAGGAUCGAUUCCGCCACUUUUGACUGGAAAAGAUGUUCUUGGUGCUGCAAGGACUGGUUCUGGUAAAACUCUUGCUUUUUUAAUUCCUGCCGUGGAGCUUUUGUACAAGCUUAAGUUUAAUCCUCGAAGUGGAGCUGGUGUUGUUGUCAUAUGUCCCACCAGAGAGCUUGCUAUUCAGACCCAUGAUGUUGCCGAGAAGCUUCUAAAGUAUCAUUCACAAACUCUUGGAUUGAUUAUUGGAGGUUCAGCUAGAAGAACUGAAGCUGAACAACUUGCUAAAGGGAUAAAUAUAUUGGUAGCUACUCCUGGUCGUCUUCUGGAUCAUCUACAAAAUACCAAGCGGUUCAUAUAUGCUAACCUGAAGUGCCUCAUUAUUGAUGAAGCUGACAGGCUAUUGGAAGCAAACUUUGAGGAUGAAUUGAAGCAGAUUAUCAAGCUCCUCCCAAAGAGUAGGCAGACAGCUUUAUUUUCAGCUACACAAACAAAGAAGGUUGAAGAUCUUGCUCGCCUGUCAUUUCAAACGACUCCUGUCUAUAUUGAUGUAGAUGAUGGAAGAAAGAAGGUCACAAAUGAAGGAUUGCUACAGGGUUAUGUUGUUGUUCCCUGUGCCAAGCGAUUUAGUGUUCUCUAUUCCUUCUUGAAGAGGCACCAAUCAAAAAAAGUGAUGGUCUUUUUCUCUUCAUGCAACAGUGUCAAAUUCCAUGCCGACAUUUUCAAUCACAUUAAUCUGCAUUGUGCAAAUAUUCAUGGAAAACAAAAGCAGCAGACCCGGACAGCUGCUUUCAGAGACUUCUGCGAAGCAGAAAAUGGGGUCUUGCUCUGUACUGAUGUUGCUGCUCGUGGUUUGGACAUACCUUCCGUGGACUGGAUUGUGCAGUAUGAUCCGCCUGAUGAGCCAAAGGAAUAUAUUCACAGGGUUGGUAGAACAGCUCGUGGGGAAGGUGGAAAAGGCAAUGCCUUGCUUUUUCUGAUUCCUGAAGAAUUGCAGUUUCUUCGCUAUCUAAAGAUAGCUAAGGUCCCUGUGAAAGAAUAUGCUUAUGAUGAAAAGAAGGUGGCUAAUAUACAGUCUCACCUGGAGAGUUUGGUUGCUGGAAAUUAUUUUUUGAAUAAAAUGGCUAAGGAAGCAUAUAGAUCAUACAUAUUAGCAUAUGAUUCACAUUCCUCGAAGGAUAUAUUCAAUGUUCAACACCUCGAUCUGCAGGCUGUUGCAGCUUCAUUCUGUUUUUCAAACCCUCCAAAUGUGAGUGUAAACAUAAGCAGCAGUAAGCAAAGGAAGAAAACACGUAGAGUUGAUGGUGGCAGACAUGGAUUCAACCCCAACAAUCCUUAUGGAAAGCGAAAUGCUGAUGAUGUGCGGCAGUUUGUGAGGCAUUAACAGCAAGCGUGCCACAAUGCGAUACAGUUGAAAAAGUUUUGGUAGAAUUUUUAUGAAAUUAGAUUUUAUAACUUACAAUUUUUCCACAUAAGAUUAUUCAAGCCAUCAGAAUUUUCGACAACUGGAAAUUUCUCUGCAACCUUGUACCUGAAUAAUACCACCUCAUCAUGUUUCCGGUUUGUAAUUAUUUUAUUGUUAAUUUUGAUCAUUAACUUUUAUACCUGGCUUCUGAAAAGCAAUGGAAAUGGAAAUACAAAACUGAGUUCAAUUGUUUA
Messenger RNA from Lathyrus oleraceus (garden pea), 2177 nucleotides. Its product is annotated as DEAD-box ATP-dependent RNA helicase 27. Gene Ontology annotation, molecular function: ATP binding; RNA helicase activity; nucleic acid binding. Bases 202 to 1902 code for a protein of 566 amino acids. The transcript has 12 exons. Lineage: Eukaryota; Viridiplantae; Streptophyta; Magnoliopsida; Fabales; Fabaceae. The record is from RefSeq and is a predicted model, not a curated record.